AGGCUGCAGGAGUCGGGAGGGAGCCGCUGGGACAAACUCGUUGGGGACGAGGAGAGAGGGACACUUGGAGCGCUUGACGCCGGCCAUGGAAACUUCCGCGUCGGCGGCCGCCGAGAAAAAAGACAAAAUGGACGGGAACGGGUUCGGCGACCUCCCGAAGAAACCCUCGCCAUCAGUGACGAGAGCCCCCCACCACAUCUUCCCCACCUUUCACACGCCUAUCCCGAUUGACAUGCGCCAUCACGAGGGAAGAUACCACUACGAGCCCCACGCGCUCCACACCAUGCAUGGCCCCACAGGUUUGGCCGGCAGCCCCGUCAUCUCUGACAUCUCGCUGAUCCGGCUGUCCCCCGCCGCCGUGGCGACCGGCGAGUCUCCCUUCAGCCCGCCGCACCCGUACGUCAACCCGCACAUGGAGCACUACCUGCGCUCGGUGCACGGCAGCCCCACCCUGUCCAUGAUCUCCGCCGCCAGGGGACUCAGCCCCGCCGAACUGGCCCACGAGCAUCUGAAAGACCGCGGGCUGUUCGGGCUUCCUCCUCCGCCUCCCGGGGCCAGUCCAGCGGAGUACUACCACCUGAUGGCGAGCCACCGGAGCCCCUACGGCGAGCUGCUCAUGCAGGGGGCCGGGGCCGCCACCGGGGCCCACCUACCCGACUACAUCACCCCCAUAGACGUGUCGCGUUUCUCCAGCCCCAGACUGACGCCCCGGCUGAGCAGGAAGAGGGCCCUGUCCAUCUCGCCGCUGUCCGACGCCAGCAUCGACCUCCAGACCAUGAUCCGCACCUCGCCCAACUCCCUGGUGGCCUACAUCAACAACUCUCGCUCCAGCUCGGCCGCCAGCAGCUCCUACGGCCACCUGUCCGUCGGCGGGAUCAGCCCGUCGUUCCCCUUCCCCCACCCCAUCAACCCCAUGGCCUACCAGCAGCUCCUGUCCCAGCAGCGAGGGCUGAGCGCCUUCGGCCACACCCCGCCGCUCAUCCAGCCCUCGCCCACCUUCUCCAGCCGCCAGCCGGGCCUCGGCCUCUCCGCCCUGCCCACCUCCACCCACAACAGCGACGUGCCGUCCAAGAACCACGGCGGCGACUCGGCGGUGAGCAGCACGGUCGACCCCAUGAUCACCAAGAGGUCAAAGGUGAAGACAGAAGCCGAGGGGCUGCGGCCGCUGUCUCCCUGUUCGCCGGACCAUCUCGGCGGUUUGAUGGACCUGAAGGACGAUGCGGACCGGGACGAGUGCAAGCAGGAGCCCGAGGCGGUGUAUGAGACCAACUGCCACUGGGAGGGCUGCACCAAGGAGUACGACACACAGGACCAGCUGGUUCAUCACAUCAAUAAUGACCACAUCCACGGAGAGAAGAAGGAGUUUGUGUGCCGCUGGGAGGAGUGUUCGCGGGAGCAGAAGCCCUUCAAAGCGCAGUACAUGCUGGUGGUUCACAUGCGCCGACACACAGGGGAGAAACCACACAAGUGCACGUUCGAGGGCUGCUCCAAGGCCUACUCGCGUCUGGAAAAUCUCAAAACCCACUUGCGCUCGCACACGGGGGAGAAGCCGUACGUCUGCGAGCACGAAGGAUGCAACAAAGCCUUCUCCAACGCGUCGGACCGGGCCAAACACCAGAACCGGACACACUCCAACGAGAAACCCUAUGUAUGUAAGAUCCCCGGCUGCACCAAGCGCUACACAGACCCCAGCUCUCUCAGGAAGCACGUGAAGACGGUCCACGGGCCGGACGCCCACGUCACCAAGAAGCAGCGCAGCGACGUUCCGCCCAGGCCGCCGGCGCCCCGGGAGAACGGCGAGAACGAGACAGGACCCAGGGAAAGGAUCCAGAGGGAAGACAAGAUGUCGGACAGCAGCUCCCCGAGGGGCGUGGACGAUUACCUGCAGGUCAAAUCCAUCAAGACGGAAACUUCUGUGAUGUAUCAGUCCAGCCCUGGCGGUCAGUCAUCAUGUAGCAGCGAACCAUCGCCACUUGGCAGUGCCGCCAACAAUGACAGUGGAGUAGAGAUGGCGGCGCACAGCGGGGGAAGCCUGGGGGACCUCACCACCCUAGACGACCUGCCCUUGGUGGACUCAGUGGGCUAUGGAGGGUCCCCCAGCGGAGUCGUGGUGGCAGGCCUCCACCUCCGCAAGCAGCUGAGCACCAGCCAGCGCCUGGAGCACCUGAAGAAGGAGAAACUGAAGACGGUGAGGGACUCGUGCCAGUGGGCCAGCAACCCAACACCCCUGUCCCAUGGCACCAUGCUCCCACCCAUACCGGCAAGCGGGUCCCUCCUGGAGAGUCCAGGUAUGGGUGGUGGUCCUGUGUCCUUCCCUGGUUCCGGCCUGUGUGAUCUAGGCUCUGGUAAGAUGACACUGCUGGGCCACCUAUCAGAGCGCCGAGACAGCACCUCCAGUACCCUCAGCUCCGUUUACACCCUCAGCCGCAGGUCCUCCGGGAUCUCCCCCUGCUUCUCAAGCCGGCGCUCGAGCCAGGCCUCACAAUUUGGUGCCAACCGCCACAACAAUGUCAGCUCGGCCGACUCCUAUGACCCUAUCUCCGCUGACAUCUCCCGACGCUCCAGUGAGGCCAGCCAGUGUGGAGGAGGUGGCAGUGGAGCAGGGGGAUGUGGAGAAGGAGGCCUAUCCAGCCUACUCAGCCUGACCCCAGCCCAGCACUACCGCCUCAAGGCCAAGUAUGCUGCUGCCACUGGGGGUGCUCCGCCCACACCACUCCCAAAUAUGGACCGAAUGAGUCUAAAGACCCGCACAGCACUGUAUGGGGACUUCCAGGAGUCUUCCACCUUCAAUGGCUCCAAAGGCCUCUCUCCCAGGCGGUGCAGUGACUACACUGGUCGUAGCAUGAUGCCCCAUGAGGUCCCCUCUAAUGUCCCCCGUCGAGCAAGUGACCCUGUGAGACGGCAGGCCUUAGAGCCCCUUGGCUUACCACAAAUUCAGCGCUACAACAGCAUGGGCAUGUUGGGUGGCAGGGGAAUCAUGCAGCCCCAGCCACCUCCUGCAGCAGAUCGGCGACAAGGCUGCACACGAUUGGAUGGUAGCCUUCACCGCUACCCCUACAGCAUGCGACCACCUAGCAUUUCAGAGAACAUCACCAUGGAAACCAUGGUUGGUGACAUCCCUGAGGAAAACAUGAUGCUGCCUGAAGACAUGGCGCAGUACCUGAGCGCUGAGAAUGGAGAUAUGGCCCACAGAGGGCCAGUGACACAACAGCAAGUACAAAACUUCCUAGGAAACCCCAAUCUCCAACAGCAGUCUUACCACCAGAGAAGAAUGGCCAUUGCGGACGCCAACAUGAACCCACCCACCCAGGUUUCAGCCUCUUCCAUGUGCAUGAGCCCAGGUCAGCAUCAGCAGCAACGGCAAUUGUGUGUGCAGUCUACACACAAGUACAGCAGGGCCAACUUGCCCAUCCAGUGGAAUAAAGUGUCUUCAGGGGCCAUGGAGGUUCCCCGGCAUCAGUUGCAGUCACAGGUGAAAGGGAACCUGGCUGUCCUCCAGCAGAACCAGAACUUUGGUUCUUUCCACAACAAUCUCAACUCCAACCCACAGAUGAUUCACAACCUCACACAUGUGAUGCAGCAGAGAUGCAUACAGCAGAAUGCUGACCUGAGAGCAAACUGCCUCCAGCAGCAGAGGCUUCAGCAGACAUCAAAUCUCAAUGAUGCAAUUAACUCUCAGUACAGGUACAACCAAGGCAUUAGCUCUUAUGAUGAUGAUAAUGGUAAUAACAGUUAUCAUCCUCCUUGUAAUAACACAGGAGCAGCAGUCAGUGUGAGCAUGCUAAGCCCCAGCUGCAAACAAGAGACAAUGCAGGAUGUCGACAUGCACUUCAGUGAUGGGGGAUUUCAGUCUGUGCAAAUCAAACUAGAGGACUGUGAUGGAUCACAUAUGAUCUCAGAUCAGCAGAACUGCAACAUGACCUCCCAGCAUCCCAUGCAAAGUGGGAAUCAAGGACUUCUACAGCCAAGGCCACCAAAAGAAUUAAAGUCUCUAAACAGGCAGUCCAAAGCAUCCAGCACUAGGGUGAUGGAACAGCAUUGCAGUGACAAAUCUAACGACAAUGCCAUGUACUACACAGGGCAGAUUCAAGUUAUUGAGCCCAAUGGGAACCUGGACCAUCACACUCCUCCUGUGGUGAAUGUAACUCAGUUUGUCGCUGGUGGCAGUGAAAACAAUGCAGCCCCUCCCAGGGCGGGUGACAACCAGGUAUCCAAAACUGUAGACUCUAACACGGCGUUGGAGCAGACACAGAUAGACUUUGACAGCAUGUUGGAUGACGGAGAUCACUCCAGCCUCAUGUCAGGAACCCUGAGUCCAGGACUUCUCCAGAGCUUGUCCCAGAGUUCAUCUCGCUUGACUACGCCAAGGAACUCAGUCACGCUGCCCUCGGUGCCGGCGGGUACAGGAAACAUGGCCAUUGGGGACAUGAGCUCCUUGCUGACCACUCUGGCAGAAGAGAGCAAGUUCCUCAACUUGAUGUCUUAGCCACAUGUUACAGCCAACGUUUCCUCAGACAGAAGGAAAUAUUAUUAACAUAUUUGCAGAAGUUUUGAUUUCCUGACGAUUGGAAACGACAUCCUACAAAAAAACAACAUUUGACCACAGACUUGUCGUGUGCCAAAACGCCUCUGAGUGUGUGAUUUGUGUUUUCUUGUACAGUCUCAUUUGUUAAUUAUUUA
Myripristis murdjan (pinecone soldierfish) is the source of this 4680-nucleotide messenger RNA. RefSeq names its product zinc finger protein GLI2-like. Bases 86 to 4486 code for a protein of 1466 amino acids. The transcript is spliced from 15 exons. Gene Ontology annotation, biological process: regulation of transcription by RNA polymerase II; smoothened signaling pathway. Lineage: Eukaryota; Metazoa; Chordata; Actinopteri; Holocentriformes; Holocentridae. The record is from RefSeq and is a predicted model, not a curated record. Gene Ontology annotation, cellular component: nucleus. Gene Ontology annotation, molecular function: DNA-binding transcription factor activity, RNA polymerase II-specific; RNA polymerase II cis-regulatory region sequence-specific DNA binding.